Molecule: messenger RNA, 1707 nt
Organism: Ooceraea biroi (clonal raider ant)
Lineage: Eukaryota; Metazoa; Arthropoda; Insecta; Hymenoptera; Formicidae
Gene: CstF50
Product: cleavage stimulation factor subunit 1 Cst50
Biological process (GO): mRNA 3'-end processing
Cellular component (GO): mRNA cleavage stimulating factor complex
Molecular function (GO): RNA binding; protein binding
Source: RefSeq, a predicted model, not a curated record
UAGCAAAGAUCAGCAACAUUCAGUCACCUUCAGGAAACACGAGCCAGAGCCAGAGCGCGAUGAAGGAACCGGAAGUGGAUCCGAAGAACAUAAUAAAGAGCAGAGAUCUGCUCUACAGGCUGAUGAUCAGUCAGCUGUUCUACGACGGUCAUCAGACGCUAGCCGUACAGCUGUCCAAUAUGAUCCAGGCAGAGCCACCAUGCCCACCAUCAGAUCGACUGUUGCACCUGAUGUUGAUCGGUAUCGCUCAGGAACCAGAUCGCUCCAAGAAGGAUAACAGUAACAACCUGUCAACCUUCGCGUCGAGCUUCGACAACACCUUAGGACCUGGAUUAGACUUGGAAUUCGAAACGGAGACUCAGACCCAGGCUCCAGAACCCGCGCAAUACGAGACCGCAUACGUCACGUCGCACAAAGGGAAUUGCAGGGCAGGAGCCUUCUCGGCGGAUGGACAGUUGAUUGCCACCGGCUCUGUAGACGCUUCGAUCAAGAUCUUGGACGUGGACAGAAUGCUCGCCAAGUCCGCGCCCGACGAAAUGGCACCUGGGGAUCAGACCGGCGGCCAUCCAGUUAUAAGAACUUUGUACGAUCAUUUGGAGGAAGUGACAUGCCUGGAGUUCCAUCCCAGAGAACCCAUACUCGUGUCCGGUAGUCGUGACUUUUCCGUCAAGCUGUUCGACUUCAGUAAAGCCAGUGUGAAGAAAGCAUUCAGGACCAUCACAGACGCGGAUCAAAUUCGGUGUCUGUCGUUCCACCCAACCGGUGAUUUCCUCAUAGUCGGCACCAACCAUCCAGUAGUUAGGUUGUACGACGUAAAUACUGCGCAAUGCUUCGUGUGCAGUAUACCAGGUCACCAGCAUACAGCCGGGAUAACGAGCAUCAAGUAUUCAUCGGACGCAAAAACUUACGCCUCGGCGGGAAAGGACGGCAGCAUUAAGCUCUGGGACGGUGUGUCCAAUCGAUGUAUAAACACCUUCGUCAAAGCACACGACGGUUAUGAGGUGUGCUCGGUGAGCUUCACGAGGAAUGGCAAGUAUUUGCUCUCUUCAGGGAAAGAUUCCCUGAUCAAGUUGUGGGAAUUAUCCACUAGCAGAUGCUUAAUAGCAUAUACGGGUGCUGGAACUACAGGCAAACAGGAACACAAGGCACAGGCGAUAUUUAAUCAUACCGAGGACUACGUGAUGUUCCCCGACGAAGCCACGACUUCGCUGUGCGCCUGGAAUUCUCGGAAUGCGUCAAGAAAGCAAUUGCUAUCGCUGGGACAUAACGGUCCUGUGAGGCUGAUCGUGCACUCGCCAACCGCCCCCGCGUUUCUCACGUGCAGCGACGAUUUCAGGGCGAGAUUCUGGUUCCGAAGAAUGCCGACGCACUAACGGCCUAACUGUUUCACUGUCGAAGUCAAAAAGUUGAAGGACACUAACUGGAAAACGUAUUUUCCAUAAAUAUUUAUUUCACGAACUGCAAUUAUAAGAUGCAAACGCGUUAAAAAUGGACGCGAAUUCAAAGAAGUUUAAGAGAAAAAGAAAACAAAAUCGAGUCCAUUAUGUGUCGAUAAUGCAAUUACGAGAGAAAAAGAGGGAGAGAGUUGAAAUUAGGUUUUAUGUAUACAUGUGUGCGAUUUUUUACCAUGUAAAUUCUAAGUACCAAAUUUCCUCUUACAUUUAUAUUUUAUCUAUAUAGAAUAUUACAAAUAAUGUAAGAUAUCAA